AUGCCGACUCAAUCUCCAACACCAUUGACGCCUAAGGACUCUCGAAAUAAUCGCCGCAAUCAGAAGCGGAACAUAACAGCCUCAGCUCAGAAUGUUUCGGCACUUGCAACACCGCCCUCGUCACCACCCAAGGCCGUGAGUCCUAGAGAAGCAACAACUGAUUCUUCAAGCGCUAUCAUAUUCAAGAAGAAAGGAAAUCGUUCUGCAAAGAAGCUUCGUGAUAUAUCUAGAAUGUCCCCGGUCAAUAAACCCGGCCAUCGUCAUACGUCUUCGCAAUCGAACAAUAAUAUCGCCACUUCCCACAUGAAAGAAACACAUUAUGCCGGCCCAACUUUCCACGCAUCACCUGCGCCGUCCGCUCUACCGAUUCCGAGCUUUUUUUCUAAGUCUUUUCCUGAGUCUGAUCUUGCGCCAGCGUUCGAGCAGGACAGCGACAGUUUCGAUGCCGAUGGAGAUCUUGAGAAUACGCCGUCAAAACCUAGAUCGCGUCCACUUCUCUCACACGAACAACGAGAGUCCACGCCACUCGAUUUCCUGUUCAAAGCUGCGGUCGAAGCGAGGAUGUCUGGGCCUCAGCAAAGUCCUGAUCAGAGUCCUUGCUUUCGAUCACCACAGACCGAUUCUAAGGCAAUGCAACACCGGAAGUUCAACAACGAUAACGCUGGAAUAUUCCCUCUAGAGAUGGGAGGUUCUGACCUAAAUCAGCCUCAGAUUGGCCCUUCCUUUGCACCGUCAUAUAAAGACCGCAUGAAUGCUCUACAAUCAGCUAGCUCUGUGUCGCCAGACUUGCAUUCCCUUGAUGAGAAUGAGCGGAAGGCUAAGACGGAAGCGCUGAAGAGUCUAUUACUCAAUCCUCGUCCGCAGAGGCCGUCGUUGACCUCUCAGUCGCAUCAUGAUCAGUUUAACUACAAGCGAGAGCGACCAAUUCUCAGUCCUAUGGUGCCGCAUUUUGCUACUCCCUUGAGGACUAGCUCGGGUCCGCCAGUCAUGACUUCUAAUGGCGAUAUGUUAGACAAAGGGUCGUCUGUUUCUAAGUUCGGACCACGCCAGAGUACUCACGACACCCACUCAAGUUCCCCACAGCGUCAGUAUCUACCGGAUUCUACUAUUUUAGCUAACGGGAUACUUGCCUCCAACCCGGGAAACGCACCGACUACUCCAAGACAAGCAUACAACUUACCAUCCCGGGUCUAUCCAUCAGAGAUGCCAGCUCCACGGCAACAUGCGAACUACUAUCCUGCGUUUGAUACUAAGUCUCCCGCCUUCCAACCCCCUCCAGCCAAUGCAAGUUCCCCAGCCGUCGAUACGAAGAAGAUAGAGGAUGAUCUACGGCGAAUACUGAAGCUUGAUGUCAAUCCAAGUAUCCCAUCGAGUGAAAUCCAAAGCUCACUCGCGUAACAGCACUACUUGCGGCUUCAACACUGGUCUUACCUUCGAGCAGUCCUUUUCACGGCAGAUAUAUGGGCGCGGCUGCAACGUGCCAUCCUCUCCUUCACAGACUCAUCAGGGAGUGGCCACUAUUUCCAAUAAUCUGUCAACUCCAUCCGGGUGUCACUCGUCCUGGGUUCUAUGCUCCUUCCCUAUUAGUUACUUCCUCUAGCAGCUAGAUUCGUGACAUUAUUUCGGUGUUUUGGUAUGAUUCAUCUUAAUAGCGGCUGGUUUUGUGAUUGGUGAGGUUGAUUAGUUCGUCAGUGAGGAAUGCAUG
Messenger RNA from Aspergillus nidulans FGSC A4, 1705 nucleotides. RefSeq names its product proline-rich nuclear receptor coactivator motif-containing protein. NCBI's taxonomy places the organism in Eukaryota, Fungi, Ascomycota, Eurotiomycetes, Eurotiales, Aspergillaceae. The record is from RefSeq and is a predicted model, not a curated record. Gene Ontology annotation, biological process: nuclear-transcribed mRNA catabolic process. The transcript has a single exon. Bases 1 to 1398 code for a protein of 465 amino acids.